Drosophila kikkawai is the source of this 2465-nucleotide messenger RNA. RefSeq names its product Germinal centre kinase III (gene GckIII). NCBI's taxonomy places the organism in Eukaryota, Metazoa, Arthropoda, Insecta, Diptera, Drosophilidae. Gene Ontology annotation, cellular component: cytoplasm. Gene Ontology annotation, biological process: protein phosphorylation. The record is from RefSeq and is a predicted model, not a curated record. Gene Ontology annotation, molecular function: ATP binding; protein serine/threonine kinase activity.
CAGCAGCGAGUAGAGAAGAACUCCUCCUCCUCCUCCUCCUCCGACAGCAGAGCCCAAGAGCCACGACCGAAGAGGAGGGCAGAGCAAAAAGAGCGAACAACGAAGUGUGAAGAAGCAGCGCCAGCAUGUCCUGGACGGAGAAAGUGGACCCGGAGCUGAUCUUCACCAAGCAGGAGCGCAUCGGCAAGGGCUCCUUCGGCGAGGUGUUCAAGGGCAUCGAUAACCGCACCCAGCAGGUGGUGGCUAUCAAGAUCAUUGAUUUGGAGGAGGCCGAAGAUGAGAUCGACGAUAUCCAGCAGGAGAUCAUGGUGCUGUCGCAGUGCGACUCGCCCUAUGUCACCAAGUACUAUGGCAGCUUCCUCAAGGGCACCAAGCUCUGGAUCAUCAUGGAGUACCUGGGCGGCGGCUCCGCAUUGGACCUGAUGAAGGCUGGCAGCUUUGAGGAGAUGCACAUCGGGAUCAUUCUGCGCGAAGUGCUCAAGGGUCUGGACUACCUGCACUCGGAGCGCAAGCUGCAUCGCGACAUCAAGGCGGCCAACGUGCUGCUCAGCGAGCAGGGCGACGUUAAGCUGGCGGACUUUGGAGUCGCCGGCCAACUGACUAACACCACCUCCAAACGGAACACGUUCGUGGGCACGCCCUUCUGGAUGGCGCCGGAGGUGAUUAAGCAAUCGCAGUACGAUGCCAAGGCGGACAUCUGGUCGCUGGGCAUCACGGCCAUUGAGCUGGCCAAGGGCGAGCCACCCAAUUCGGAGCUGCAUCCGAUGCGCGUCCUCUUCCUCAUCCCCAAGAACAAUCCGCCCCAGUUGACGGGCAACUAUACCAAGUCGUUCAAGGACUUUGUGGAGGCCUGCCUGAACAAGGACCCGGAGAACAGGCCCACGGCCAAGGAGCUACUCAAGUACCCGUUCAUCAAGAAGGCCAAGAAGAACGCCUACCUGAUUGACCUGAUCGACCGCUUCAAGAAGUGGAAGGUGUCCAAGGGCGAUGAAAGCGAAACGGAGUCGGAAAAUUCCGACUCGGACUCCGAUGCCAAGCAGGGCGGCAGCAGCCAGGACGAGCCCUGGAUCAUGACCGUCAAGGGGCUGCAUAUUAAUAGCGCUCCGCGGGCGGGCGUCAAUAGCUUCCAGCUGCAGGAGCACGAGUUGACCAUGCAGAAACUAAUGCAGACCACACAUUCGCCUGCAGGUCCGGCCACCUCCGCCUCUGCCUCCGCCGCCGCUAACGUAGCCGCUUCCCCUUCCGCCUCGGUGUCCGCCAUAGCGGCAUCCGCAUCCUCCGUGUCCGUGAUCACAGCUAGCGAGGUUGUGGCUACCGCAUCUUCGUCCGCCCUGCCCCCCCAAGCCAGCCACAACCACAACAACAUCAACAGCAGCAGCAGCAGCAACAACAAUAACAACAACAAUAACAAUAAUAGCCACAACAGCAACAUGAGCAACAAGCACGCCACCACCACCAUGCUGAACGCAGCUCCUCUGCCGAGCGCCGUGACCAGCUCCUCGUCGGCCAGCGAGCUGCAGCAGAAGCGCUCAAGUUCCAAGCCGGAGCUGCGUCAGUCGCGCUCAGCGGGACCGCUGGAUCAAGUGGAGGAUCGUCGCGCCUCCCUGGGCCUGCCCCUGCAGUCGUCGGCUUCGAACCAGUCGCAGGCCGAGCAGCAGCAGCAGCGUCGCAGCAGCCAACGUGAAUCAUUCCAUUCGACAAACGCCGCCGUGGCCGCGGCCGGCAGCAGUGGUGGUGGUGGUGGUGGACACAGGGAGAGCCACAGGGACAGGGACAACCACAGCCACAACAGUAACAGCCACAGCCACGAGGAGCUGGUGGUCAGCAACCAUGGGAACCACGCCAAGCAGGCGUCGGCGGGACAACGCCUUAUGCAGACGAACAGUGCCUGUUUGAACAACUUCCUCUUCCCGGUGCUGACCGACAUUCAGCGCAAGUAUUCCGGUGGCGGCGGAGCCGGUGGUCCCGGACGUAACCUGGGCGUUGGCAGCGACAUCGGAGACCUGAAGUCUGUGUUCGAGCUGGCCGAGCGCUCCAGUCCCGGCGUGAGCGACCUGUUCAUGAAGGAGCUGAUCCACAUGCUGGUGCCGGGCUACUCGGAGACCCGCAUCAACACGAUCAUGGACCGCGCCAUACGCAAUCGCAAGUAGUAGGUGGCAGCCGUUGACGCCGCCGCAGACCAGAAGUAGCCUCUAUUCCGAUUCCAAGCAACAAACCUACUAUAUACUAUAUACACCAUUAACGACGAGACCGAGACGCGAACUUAAAACAAGCAGGAGAAGCCGAAAAAACACAUAUUCCGACAUUUAGUGGCCAACGGAGGAGCGGUGUAGCGGGAGCGAGAUGUACAUGUAUUUUCAAUUGAACAGUUAUUUAAGCAUACAAUAUGUAUUCGUUUGUUUAUCUGCAAUAUUAAUCUAAUGUAAAACAUAUAUGACUUCAGAAUAAAAAGCCCACGAAAAUUA